UAAUUAUUUGUAAAAAAAACUUCGGUAAACAAUCAAAGAUUUCACAGAAUAUGAGCGUUUUCAUGAGACUGGGAGGCACAGCGCAAUGAGACUUUAGACGCAAUGUUCAAUGAUCGUUUCCUGUAAUUAGGAACAUGUUACGUUACAAAAAUAACAUAAUGAUUAUUGUAUAUUUCUAGUCGUGAUCAAAACGUGCAUAAACUGUAGUAAAUCAUGACUGGGAUGAUGAUAUACUUCGUGAAACUGACUUUAAUUUACCACCUUUUUGACCUCAAAGUGAUUGUUGGUGCACUCCGAUCCCCCUGUCUGGAAACUCAAAACUGGAAACCAUUCAAACUUCUUUGUGAGGAUAAUCAGACAAUAUAUGUUAAACAUCAUCACAUAAGGAAUGCCUACAAGACACCAAACUUAACGACAGACUGUGAUGGCCAGGGAAUUGGAAUUGGAGUAACAUUGCCUUUAAAUAAAGAAAUAACAUACUAUGGAUCACCAUUUGCAAAAACUGUAACCAGCUGCAACAACAAAAGGGAAUGUACUUUACAGAAAACAUACGUUGAGAACACGGAAGAAACCUUGCCUCGUUCCUCCAUUACUGAUUAUGUAGGCUCAUUAUGUCACAGCGUCGAAUAUGAGUGCAUACCGGAUUCUGAGGUGGUGCAAAACUGCAGCCAUGAAGUGGACACAGGUUAUGAACACUUUUAUUUAAAGUUGUUCGGGGACAAAGACAAGUUUUCUUGUCAAAUAAUGGGUAGAAUAUUAGGAAUGGAGAUAAUGCAGACAUACCAGACAGGAAUACGCAUAUCAUCCAACAACAUCCUGCUUUAUGAACACGAAAAGUUCAAUACCGGGGUGUAUGGGGAAAUUUUCUCGCUGCUAACCAACCAGUUGACUAUUGAAGUACAAAAUGCUGGAAUAUACAGCUACAUUUUGCUGAAAGUACAAUUAGGAACUUCUGACAGACAUGCUGUGGUCAGGCGAUACAGUCAUGAUGUGACAGCAGAAAGCACAAAAAAUGAAGACUUCAGAGACAAAUCUAACUUUUCUCCUUUGAUAUGGGUCAGUACGAUCAUCACCAUAAUGAUAUCACUUCUGAUGGUAUUAUCAAUUAUUCAACAACAGAGAUUAUUGAAGCGCAAGUCCACCGAGGUCCAUGUAAAAGCUGCAGACAAAACGUUUGUACUCAGGAGUUGUCAAGCAUACGGAGGUGACUUGAACAUAGAAAUACACAAAGCAAAAUGUAUGUGUAAACGUGAAAAGCCAAGUAAACUACAUGUAGAGACUGAAAAACAUCCAUUGUACGAAAAUAGUGUUUCAUAUUUAACGGAAUCCCAAGAUCAACAGUGUUCAUCGUCUGUCAACUGUGAGCCACCUCAAGGAGAAGAGGAAUUGUACAUAGAUAUGCUGCCACGUGCUUAAAACAUUGCUGUAUACAAAUAGGGAUCAUUAUUGCUUACAAAUGCCUCACAACCGACACAAUUUCUUACCAGUUAUAUCAGUGUUACUAUUAGUCGAGCACAAAACAAACAAGAGGCCCAUGGGCCACAAAUCGCUCACCUGAACAAUAGUCCUUGUAUCAUUUUAUUUCGAAAGGGUUUAUUAUGAAGUGAACUCUGAAUAAAUAUUGUAAAACUCAUAUAUUUCAAGAUUUUGCCAUAUAUUAAACAAUACAUAAAAAGAAGAAACAAUUUUAUCUUUGGCAUGUUCUUUAUUCAUAGUUAUUUACACAUCAAAUGAGACUGAAUUUUAAGCUCUAAAAUACCCAUUUGCAGUAAAAAAAAUCCCAUUUCACUGAAAAAAUUGAAAAAUAUUCGUUAAAUAAUUAAAAGAUGAUAUUGGCAUCUGUUUUGUAUUUCAAUCAUUAAAAGCUUCUUUAUCGAUUCAUCAAAUAAAAAUAUUGCAGGUGUGAUGAGGACAUUAGGCAUAUAAGAUUUUGCAUCCUCAUCGAUCAUCUGUCUUAUAGACUAAACUAAA
This is a messenger RNA of Magallana angulata, 1971 nucleotides long. RefSeq lists its product as uncharacterized. Lineage: Eukaryota; Metazoa; Mollusca; Bivalvia; Ostreida; Ostreidae. The transcript is spliced from 7 exons. The record is from RefSeq and is a predicted model, not a curated record. The coding region runs from base 214 to 1416 and encodes 400 amino acids.